Molecule: messenger RNA, 762 nt
Organism: Cladocopium goreaui
Lineage: Eukaryota; Dinophyceae; Suessiales; Symbiodiniaceae
Source: the annotation of a GenBank genome assembly
AUGGCCGCCAUGGCCACAUGCCGAAGGCAGGGUUCAGAAAGUCCCUGGUUCCGUUGUUCGGUGGAAAGUGAAGCGCGGAUGGGUGAAACUCUCACGCGAGUCCGGCUCGCGCAGGCUAGGUGCAACAGCCAGACCGGCCUGAGCCACCUAGAGCCCAAAGAGCGGGUUUGGCAUCUGCCGGACUGGGCCAAACAGGAGACGAAGCCUCCCUUGCAGCUGCGGCUCUUGGGUUUCACCAUGCUGCUGCCCUUGGGUGCUGGAUCUUUGGCCGUGCACUUACUGGCGGAAGAGGAUCAGGAGACAGAGAAUGAGGACUAUUCGCGGAUGGCGCUCAACUGGUCCCUGCACUAUGCAGGAGCACUACUCUCCUGUGCCGGUGCUUUGCAUUGGGGGAUGCAACUGGCGGAGCUGGGCGUCCCGAAACGUAGUGACUACAUGGGUCGGGUCUUCGUCUUCUUCGGCUGGUUGGGCUCGGUGCUGACGACGGCCUUGCCAGUGGAGGCAUCGAUGUGGCUCUUCACCGGCUUCUUUGGCCUGUUGAGUCAUGAGCUCAGACAUCGCUUCAACGACAUCACGACUGCUGUCGCUGUCACCAUGGGCGCCCAAGGUACUGAUUUCCUGGCGGGGGCCUUUCGAGUGGUCCCGGCCUAUUGGUUCCGAUGGCGCGCGGCCUUCAACGUGAGCGCCAUGAGCUGCAUCUUGGUGUUGCUGCUGAGCGAGCGCAACCUCUACCUGGGGCAAAAGCCCAAGAUCCGCAUGUAG